This is a messenger RNA of Megachile rotundata (alfalfa leafcutting bee), 1359 nucleotides long. RefSeq names its product Gemin 2 (gene Gem2). The record is from RefSeq and is a predicted model, not a curated record. Gene Ontology annotation, biological process: spliceosomal complex assembly; spliceosomal snRNP assembly. Gene Ontology annotation, cellular component: nucleus; SMN complex; spliceosomal complex. Lineage: Eukaryota; Metazoa; Arthropoda; Insecta; Hymenoptera; Megachilidae.
AACAGACCUAGUAAAAAUAGAACAAGUGGCACCAUCUCUCCGGCGAACGGGGUGAACUACACGCUUUUGAAACUGUACUUUAAUUAGUUCCCACCUUCCACCGUUAGAUGGCCAAGGAUUUUCAACUCCAUAAAAUGUUAUAUUUUUCAAUUUCAUUCCUAGCACCGUCCGUUAAUUAAAAUGUCAUUCUUUCGAUUACUCUGCUUGUUCCAGAAAGUCGGGAAAGUUAAUAAUUUUAGAGAAAAUCGCGUGUUUUAUUUCAGCUAAUACCAGUAUUCACGGGUAGAUGACCCCGCGUAUACCUAUUAUUUAUUUACUUCGAAGUCAUCAAUAUUUUUUUAUAUUGACCGUGUAGUUUUUGUUUGAAACGCUUAUCUAAUAAAUAAGAUUGACCUCGAUACGUGGUCUUAAUGACAUAUUAUUUAUUAGUUAAGAAGGUGAAAAGUGUCAUGGUAAAGUAAUUGCGUUUCGAGGUUAUAUUUUGAGCAUCGACCAUAACCUAUUCGCAUCGUCGGAGAGGGAAGUAAAAUUGUUGGAAACGUUUAUUGGAUAGUAAACGAAAUGACGGAAUAUUUUAUAGAACCUGCCCUUUUAGUCGGCGAAAUAGAUGAAAAUAUCAAUUUUUCUUUACCGCCGGUUUCUGGAGAGGAAUACAUCAAGAGGGUAGUGAUAGAAGCACAACAAUGCGCCGAUGUUGUGGUAGCCGACAUAGACCAUAAACAACUUAAAAAACCUACGAUCGAUAUCGAACCCUUAUCAGGAUGCGUAGAGGCACCUCCGUGGCUUGGCCCGACGCGCGAUUGGCAAUUGUAUCAGGUAUCAGAAUUCUCCGAUACAAGAUUAUACGUAAGCCAGCUGAAAAAUGGCAUUGAAACGUUUAAAAGCAAACUCGGACGCUGCGAAAUGAACUUGCCGGAUAUAGAGGACGAAAAAGGUUGGAUCAAAUUCUGUUCGGGACAUAACGAAGAGAAAGUAAAAACCGUUCCGACGUUGAGCGUGAUUUUUCAUCUGAAUCAACCGAUGAUAGAGCAAAUAUUAGAGUAUUUGGUACAACAUCUUUCGUCGCAGAAAAAAAUACAAUACGAAUUGGGACAAUGGAUAUACGCAUUGUUAGUCGUAUUAGAAAUGCCGCUAACUCCGGAUAUAUGUUCUUGUUUGCGCUCGUUGGCUAGAACAUGCUCGAUUAUGCGUGCACGAUCGGAAGAAUUGGAAGUACGAGAAAUAGGAGCACUGAAUUUAUUUAUAUGCUUAGUUGCAAGAUAUUUCCGACAGCUGGAUUUGGCCGACCCUUGAGAAUCCAUUUAUUAAAGUGCAAUUACAAUUAUACUUGUACGUUUUAAUAAAAUUAAUCUUUCCAUA